UAUUUCGUUUAUUCAUCGAAAGCAAAGUCUACUUUAAGCACCAUGAACGGGCUCCAUAAUCUGCUUGAAAAGGAGGAGAAACGUGUACGAGAUCGGCGUCGACAUCUUCUUCACCUCAUAUCUUCUUAUCUGGAGAAUAAUGGAUACAUAAAGUCUUCCGAUGUGCUUGCACUUGAAGCACAGCUGUCCGACAACAUUCAAGUCUGCGACAAUAUGGAUCUGGAAAUGAUUCUGACCGAAUACGACAACUAUUACAACUUGAAAUUCAAUAAACAUCCUAUCCUUUGUAAAAAGGCCGAAACGACUGUGUCCGCAAACUCGAUGGAGAAGAAGGCGAAGGCAACUCGUUCGCUUAAGCAGAAUGAAAAUAAAAACGCGAAUAAAAGGGAACCGGACAAAGAGAAGAAGGGGGAAAAUAUUAAUGACAUAAACCUAGCAGUGACAGUGAAGCCCGUAUUUUCCAGCGGACCCGAGAACCAACCCGCAGCCAUAAUGGAUGGACCGGAACCAGCUUCAGGAUCAAAGACAUCCGUGUCCAUCGACGAUCUUUAUCCGGAGGAUUCCGAGUUUCGAAAGAUAGCUGAAACAAUCUCGAAAGAAAUCGUGAUGAAAAACUUGAACGUUCAUUGGGACGACAUAAAGGGACUGGCAGAUUGCAAAGUCGCCAUUAAGGAGGCAAUCGUCUAUCCCAUAAAAUAUCCGAUAUUCUUCCGUGAUAAAUUUACCGCUUGGAAAGGAAUUUUACUAUACGGAGCACCUGGCACAGGUAAGACCAUGUUGGCGAAGGCGACCGCAACUGAAUGCAAUUGCACUUUUUUCAACAUAUCAGCUAGUUCGUUGGUUAGUAAAUGGCGAGGGGACUCCGAGAAAUAUCUUCGUACUCUUUUCGAUGUUGCCUACCAACGAUCGCCAGCGAUUAUCUUCAUCGACGAGAUAGAUUGGAUAGCCACAGAUACGGAAAAUGGUCCAUUAUCCGAACCAGCUAGAAGAUUUCGAGCAGAAUUGCUCGCCAGACUGGAUGGAUUAAUAUCCGAUGAAAAUGCAAAUGUCGUGUUAUUAGCUGCGACUAACUCUCCUUGGAUCAUCGACGCCGCAUUACUGAGACGCCUGGAGAAACAUAUAUACGUACCGUUACCCAAUAAACAAACUCGACUUGAUAUGCUCAAUACCUACGCCUGCGUAGACUUAGCAAAUUCACAAGACUUACACAACAUGAAUGUAAAUUUAAACCAUUAUUCUGGUUCUGAUAUAAAAAUGCUUUGCAAGCAAGCAUGGAUAUUACAAGUGACCCCAACUAUUGAACGUCUUGAAAAUAAGGAAAUAUCCAUAUUAGACGUCCCAUAUGAAAUAGCGAGCAUCGAUCACUUAGAGAAGGCGCUCGAAUUAGUGAAACCUACGAUUAAAAAUAAAGAUGAUUACUUAGCUUGGAUAGCAGGAAAGAAGGAAAACAAGCAACGAAAGUAA
Molecule: messenger RNA, 1464 nt
Organism: Dufourea novaeangliae
Lineage: Eukaryota; Metazoa; Arthropoda; Insecta; Hymenoptera; Halictidae
Product: katanin p60 ATPase-containing subunit A-like 2
Exons: 8
Coding region: 43-1464 (473 amino acids)
Molecular function (GO): protein binding; ATP hydrolysis activity; ATP binding
Source: RefSeq, a predicted model, not a curated record